Molecule: messenger RNA, 561 nt
Organism: Staurois parvus
Lineage: Eukaryota; Metazoa; Chordata; Amphibia; Anura; Ranidae
Source: the annotation of a GenBank genome assembly
AUGGUGAAGCUGACGGCGGAUCUGAUCGAGCAGGCGGCUCAGUACACGAAUGCCGUGCGGGACCGGGAGCUAGACCUGCGGGGCUACAAAAUCCCGGUGAUUGAGAACCUUGGGGCCACACUGGACCAGUUUGAUACUGUCGAUUUUUCAGACAAUGAGAUAAGGAAGUUGGAUGGAUUUCCUUUACUAAGGAGGCUUAAGACUUUAUUAUUGAACAACAACCGGAUAUGUCGUAUAGGCGAAGGUCUUGAGUUGAUGUUGCCUAAUUUAAAAGAGCUGGUUCUCACCAACAACAGUAUCAUGGAAUUGGGUGAUCUGGACAAUUUAUCUACAUGGAAAAACCUCACCUAUCUCAGUCUGUUGAGAAAUCCAGUCAUUAACAAGCGACAUUACAGACUGUAUGUGAUCUUCAGGCUUCCACAAGUCCGUGUGUUGGAUUUUCAGAAAAUCAGACUAAAAGUGAGUUCUCUAGUGGUAGUUUUAAAUGUUGGAUCUGGCUUCUUCACCCACAUUCACGACUAUUGCGUGAAAUCCAAAAGUUGCAUGAAAGCCACUGGAUAA